Molecule: messenger RNA, 3279 nt
Organism: Trematomus bernacchii (emerald rockcod)
Lineage: Eukaryota; Metazoa; Chordata; Actinopteri; Perciformes; Nototheniidae
Gene: ryk
Product: receptor like tyrosine kinase
Biological process (GO): cell surface receptor protein tyrosine kinase signaling pathway; positive regulation of kinase activity; multicellular organism development
Cellular component (GO): signaling receptor complex
Molecular function (GO): protein kinase activity; ATP binding
Source: RefSeq, a predicted model, not a curated record
CAGAGCAGAGUCCCCCCCCCUGCCCCGAGUGAAGGAAAAAGCAACGGGAGGAAAGACCAUGGAGGGAGCUGGAAGUGUUAGCUACUUUGAGAAACUUUUUCCUUCUUAAGUUUUCUGCGAAAAUCAAAGCGCCUCAAUGUGGCGACUUCCGGUGUGUAUUUAUGUUCUGGGUAAACCUCGUAAACCUUAACAUUCAAACAUACACAGACAUUCUGGCCGCGGACAGUUAGCACAACCCGACCAAAGUUAGCCUGUCUCGGCUAACUUAGCCUGUCUCAGCUAACUUAGCCUGUCUCAGCUAGCAGGAGAGGACAAAAAGGCGAGUGGAAACAGAGCGAGCUGAAAGUGGCGCCGAGGCGUCAGGGAUCCAGUAAUGCUGCGGCUCGGGAUUAACUUCAGAUACGGAUGAGAAGCAGAUAAACCGAGAACUACUGCGAGCCGGACGACCGCUGCUAUGCUGGGGGGGAUUCACGGCUCUGGCAGCCCGCCGGAGUCCCGAGGGGGGCCGCACUCGGUGCUGUGGAGGCUCGGGGGCUUCUUCUUCCUCCUGCUGCUGGAGGGGGUCGGCGGCCUGGCCAGUCCGAGCGCUGCCUCCGGAGACAACAACAACAACAACAGCCCGAGUGUUAACAUUUACAUGAGUGUUGAGGAGGUGAAGAAGCUUUUGGGCCUGGAUGCAGAGCUGUACUAUGUGCGAGAUGACGUGGUGAAUCAUUACGCGCUCUCCUUCACCCUGCCUGUGCCCAGUGAGACCAACAGCCUGCACUUCUCAUGGCAUUCCAAGACAAAGGUCGACUACCGGCUUGGCUUCCAAAUGGACAACGACGUGGCCAUGAACGAACCCCGAAGCAACAUCUCCAUUCAGGGGGAGGUGCCCCGCGUUCCCUCUGUCUUCAGAGUGGACCUCUUCUGUUCGGGCAGGGUGGAUGGAGAGGCUGUGUUAACAGUGCAGCUCAAUCUGACCAUACGUGCCAACAACUACACAGUGCUCAACUUCAAGAGGAGGAAAAUGUGCUAUAAAAGAAUAGAUUCUGACCCAAAGUUUCCUCUCAGCAAUAAAACUCAUCCACAGCCUGAAUUAGAUGGUGUGACCGCCCCCACCACCUCCACCCAGGUGUUCUACAUCAGUGUGAGCGUCUGCUGCAUUGUGAUCUUCCUAGUGGCCAUCAUCCUGGCCAUCCUGCACCUGCACAGCAUGAAGAGGGUGGAGAUGGAGGACAGUGUGAGUGACAGUGGGAGCUCGCAGGGCCUGUCUCAGCCGUCCACACAGACCACACAGUACCUGAGGGCGGACACCCCCAACAACGCAGCCCCCGUCACCAACAAUCACCCUGGUUCUGCACCCAUUCUCCAGCUUGCUGCCUCCUCCUUCCAAAACCCCGGUGCUCCCCCUCAUGAAACCAAAAGUUACCCAUCGCUCCGCAUUGAGAAGAAUGACCUGAGGAGUGUUACUCUGAUGGAGGCCAAAGCUAAAGUGAAAGACAUCGCUAUCUCAAGGGAGAGAGUCACAUUACGAGACGUGUUGCAUGAAGGCACGUUUGGCCGCAUCUUCCACGGCGUGCUGCUGGAUGAAAAGGACUCCAGUAAAGAAAAGCAGGUCUUUGUAAAGACAGUGAAAGAUCAUGCAUCUGAAGUGCAGGUGACCAUGAUGUUGACUGAAAGUUGCAAGCUUCGUGGACUUCAUCAUAGGUCCUGCUUGCCGAUAAGCCAGGUGUGCACGGAGGACGGAGAGAAGCCCAUGGUGCUGCUGCCCUUCAUGGCCUGGGGGAAUCUCAAGCUGUUCCUGCGCCAGUGCAAGCUAGCUGAGGCUAACAACCCACAGGCGAUCUCUCAACAGGACCUGGUUUACAUGGCCAUCCAGAUUGCAUGUGGAAUGAGUUACCUCUCUCGCAGGGAGGUCAUACACAAAGACCUCGCUGCCAGGAACUGUGUCAUUGACGACAACAUGCAGGUGAAGAUAACAGACAAUGCCCUUGCCCGAGACCUGUUUCCCAUGGAUUACCACUGUCUGGGGGACAAUGAGAACCGGCCGGUGCGCUGGAUGGCCCUGGAGAGCCUGCUCAACAACGACUUCUCCAGUGCCAGCGAUGUGUGGGCCUUUGGAGUGACUUUGUGGGAGCUGAUGACUCUGGGUCAGACCCCCUACGUGGACAUUGACCCUUUCGAGAUGUCCGCCUACCUGAAGGACGGCUACAGAAUAGCACAGCCCAUCAACUGUCCAGAUGAACUGUUUGCUGUGAUGGCCUGCUGCUGGGCCCUGGAUCCAGAGGAGAGGCCAAAGUUCCAGCAGCUGGUUCAGUGUCUCACAGAGUUCCACGCAGCGUUGGGCGCUUACGUGUAAAAACUAAAACAUACUUCUUUUUUUUUUUUUUACCAAGAACAGCAACACUACAGGCUGGUGGACACUAUUCAUAAGGAAUACAUGAAAUAUAGAAAUGUGCCUUACCAGGUGAAAGAGCCUGAUGCUUUUAUUUUGUACAGUUGUUUUUGGAGUUUUUAUAUAGUUGAAUUUUUUUACAGCAUAGCAAGGUAAAUGGUUUCUUUGUUAAAUAUUGUUUGCUUUGAAAGCAUCUAGAAGUGAUGGCAAUACAGUGCUCCACCUGCAUUCCCGGACAUUUACGUGCCAGCGGACCCAUUCUUUUAUAGAAGAAUUUAUGCCUCCAACAACCUGGUUUCAAAGACAGUAUUUUCUACAGCUUUGUAUUUUAGUGACACAGUGUAGAUGUGUUGUGGAUAGACCUAAAGCUGUGUUGGUAUGCUUUGGGGGGGCUUUGGUACGAGGAGCCUCUGGAGAGGAUUUCUUCCUGAAGGUACACGUUUCCUCCGGAUCACACUAAAGACUUUUUCCUCGUUGAUCAAACGGAUGGACGCUUCAGAUUUUUCUAAAUCAGCAUUGCAAAGCUACAUUUAUGACCUUGAUUUCUUUUUAUAAAUCAAAGUGAAUUGUGGACACUAUUAUUAUUUUAUUGUCACCACCUUAUUCCUCUUUUGUACAUUUUCUUUCUAUCUGAACCUCCAAACUAUCUCAACUUGUCUAUUUUAUAAGCUUGACUGUUCUGCGUCAGAACAAAACAAAAACCUUCACAGGAUUCUUUUGACUGAUUUUAUUUUCUAAUAAUCACUGUGAACACACAAACUGCCACCAGCAGUCAUCUGAUCUUAUUCUUCCACCUUUAACAUCUUUGUGAUGUGUCUCUAUGGUCACUCUGCAUGUUGGAUUAAGGUUUUAAACUGCUUCCCGAUUUCAUAUCCACAAAUUAAAUGGGAUUUUAAAAUAUA